UCUAAUAACACUGACAUCUUGAGGCUGUUGUAAUCCUCCAUACCUCCUCCCUCCCUCUCUCUCUCUGCAGAGCAGAAAAGCAGCUGAGCUUGAUCUGACUUGUCCUCCCCGCUGCUGGAAGUGUUUUCUAGCUCCUCGAAACUUAUUUGGGUGCUGUACUCACGCUGUGAUAUGGCCGUUUCUGUUUCUCUCCAGUGUCUGGGGCUCAUCAUGCUGGCAGCGAUCCUCCUGCAGACCAUCGCGGUUGCCGUCAGUUUCCUGUACUUCAACAAAGUCCUGAACACGAUGCAGGAGAGUUUCUCCCGCAGUAGCGUGUCCUGUCUGAUUAAUGCAAAUCUGCAUUAUGAGGUUGAAAAUUCAGCAGAGGACAAGAAGAACGACCCCUGCUGGCAAGUCACGCAACAGCUCCACUACCACAUAGAGAAGACGAUGGCGGACAAAUUCCAGAAGGAGAUAUCAUCUGCUAUGAGACAUAAGCUGACAGGAGUGCUGCCUUUCCUGAACCCUGGGGUCCGAGGGGUCCCUCUUCCUAAAGUUGCUGCCCAUGUGACCGGUGUCAUCUCGUCUACGGAGCCUCCAACCACAGAUGGCCCGCGGAGGAGCAGGGGUUAUCUGGGAGAGAGAAUCAGAGCGUGGGAGGGCCAGAGAGGUCUGUCCUUCCUGCAGAACAUGGAGCUGAAGGGCGGAGAGCUGCUAGUGCCCAGAGCGGGCCUCUACUACAUCUAUGGGCAGACCUACUUCAGACUGCCCUCCACGGGGGAGACGGACGGGGAGGCAAAGGAGGAGGGAGCAGAGCUAGUUCAGUAUAUCUACAAGAAGAUGAGUUCCUACACGGUGCCCAUCCUGCUGAUGAAAUCGUCCCGCAGUGCCUGCUGGCCUCGGGGUCCGGAGCCUGGUCUCUUCUCCCUGCAUCAGGCCGGCACUGCCUUCCUGCAGCCUGCUGACCGCCUCUUUAUCACCGUCAGCAAUGCCAGCGCCAUGGAGAUGGAUGGAAGGGCAAGUUACUUUGGGGCUUUCCUCGUAGGCUAAAGACAGGAAACCUUCCACACAGAAGUGUCCGAGACUGGGAUGACUUGAUAUAGACAUCAAAAGAAGUGAGCCCUUAUGUCAGGAGUUUGCUUGAUAAUAUGAGCAGCGGCCUGAAGGUACAGUGAGAGGAAGGAUGAACUCUGAGGAGUGCAAAGGACUUCUUCUGGAUCACAGAGCUGGACAGAUAUGAUGAAAUGGAGCUGCAACAGCAGACUCUUAGUGAAGGAGAAAGACUGUGCAUUUACUCCAGCAGUGACACAGGUUAUUCAUUCGGUUGUAAAGGCCAGUAAACAGAAUGUACCCUAUGACAGAGUAAGCAUGGAUCGUGUGGUGCAUUCAGAGCAUUUGGAGCAGUACAAUAGCUGCAGAUUUAUUGUGCUCUCGUGUGAAUGACUUCUAUUGAGAACAGGUUUUGCCUGCAGGUCGAACAGUCAAUAGUUGAGCUGUCAUCUGCAGGAAAUGACUGUGCUGUUGAACACAUGACACUUAACGGGUCUUUUAUGAAACUUAAGUAUGAAAAAUGCCACACAAGAUUUUAUGUUUAGUAUUAUGAGUGAAACUUCCUUUUUGUUUACAGUACUUGCGGUUGAUUUUCCUCUUUAUGCAAUGUGUUAAAUGAAUGUGUGGCGUGACACAGAUCAUGAUGCCCUGCAGCCACUAAGAGAAACACGCACGCAGGUUGUCCAAAGGUGUCAGUCUCAUAAUGAAGAAAUAAAUACUUUCAAAGAC
Plectropomus leopardus (leopard coralgrouper) is the source of this 1758-nucleotide messenger RNA. RefSeq names its product tumor necrosis factor ligand superfamily member 10-like. Gene Ontology annotation, biological process: immune response. NCBI's taxonomy places the organism in Eukaryota, Metazoa, Chordata, Actinopteri, Perciformes, Serranidae. Gene Ontology annotation, molecular function: tumor necrosis factor receptor binding. Gene Ontology annotation, cellular component: membrane. The record is from RefSeq and is a predicted model, not a curated record.